UAGAUCUACAUUUUGGUCAAGCUGGUAGAGAUGAGGAAGUACAACACAAGCAGAAGAAGAUGGAGACUCGAGACUACGAUAUGGCCGUUGCCCCAGUCCUGACCCCUUCAUCCCCUCCCGCCACAGCGGAGCUGCCGCCCGCUGAAGUCCGGGAUGUCACUGUCGGGGAUCAAUUCAUUGGUCAGGCGGAUGUAGCUGACAUACUGAAACAAAAGCGGAGGCAAAAGGACUAUGAUAUGGAUAUGGCUCUUUCUUUCGUUCAACUCGAGCCUGUCAAUGCGGCUAGCCAAACUUCCUCCCCGUCCCUCGGGAAACCAUUGAGUCCGCCAACAUUCACAUCUCAAACAGGAUCGUUCGUUUCUCCUUCCAACGAAAGCGGUGUGGACGCGAUGUUUCCAAUCGGAUGGGAGAGGACCCGCCUUAAGAACACGCAGCCCGUUAAGUGCGUAGUAGUGGGCGAUGGAGACGUUGGAAGGACCUGCCUUCUGAUAUCCUAUAUCAACAAUGCGUUUCCAGGCGAAUACAUUCCUACAGUUUUUGACAAUUAUGUGGUGUCUGUAAUGGUAGAUGACAAGGUCAUAACUCUCGGACUCUGGGAUACUUCUGGUCAGGAAGAUUACGACCGUUUGCGACCAUUGUCAUACCCCCAAACUGACGUUUUCUUGAUUUGCUUUUCGCUCGUUUCCCCUCCGAGCUUCGAAAAUGUUCGAACGAAGUGGUGGCCGGAAAUCUCGCACCACGCACCUGCGACGCCAAUUGUCCUCGUAGGCACCAAGUUGGAUCUUCGGGAUGACCCCGUAACAGUAGAAAGACUCCGAGAACGUCGAAUGGCUCCCAUAUCCUAUCAAGCUGGUGUUACGAUGCAAAAGGCCAUAGGCGCUGUGAAGUACCUCGAAUGUUCUGCCCUUACACAGAAGGGUUUGAAGAAUUUAUUUGAUGAAGCUAUACGAGCGGUCCUCAAUCCACCGUCAAAACGACCCACUAGGAAGGACCCUAUGUGCGUUAUCAUGUAAUAGGAGUCGAAUUUAUGCUACUUCCCAUUGGCAUUACUGGCAUUUACUAGUUCAGCUAUCUCUUCUCGGUUCUGGGUACAUAUACUUAUUUCCUGACUCAAUCAUCUGCUUAACAUUCCUCUUGGGGAUCUUCCCAUCUCCGCGAUACAUCGCAACAGGCGAAGAUAUUUCCACUCCUGCCUCCGACAUUAUACAGGCAACGCAACAGAGCAUCUGUUACUAGCCGGUUGAUCCAAUGUGGUUUGGCAAAUUUAUUUUUUUCCUUUGUACUUUGUUUAGGA
Molecule: messenger RNA, 1294 nt
Organism: Cantharellus anzutake
Lineage: Eukaryota; Fungi; Basidiomycota; Agaricomycetes; Cantharellales; Hydnaceae
Product: P-loop containing nucleoside triphosphate hydrolase protein
Exons: 8
Coding region: 60-1013 (317 amino acids)
Biological process (GO): cortical cytoskeleton organization; small GTPase-mediated signal transduction; actin filament organization
Cellular component (GO): cytoplasmic vesicle; cytoskeleton; plasma membrane
Molecular function (GO): GTP binding; protein kinase binding; GTPase activity
Source: RefSeq, a predicted model, not a curated record